Messenger RNA from Biomphalaria glabrata, 993 nucleotides. RefSeq lists its product as uncharacterized. Lineage: Eukaryota; Metazoa; Mollusca; Gastropoda; Planorbidae. The transcript is spliced from 5 exons. The record is from RefSeq and is a predicted model, not a curated record. The coding region runs from base 288 to 905 and encodes 205 amino acids.
GGUUCCGCGAAACACAGUUUGGAAAACUGUUUUAAAGUAAAGUGAUCGAAUUCAGCCAGGACGAAUUACUACUUAGUUGGCAUAGCUCAGCAUACCACGGCUGCUUUGACUUGUAAAAGUGUUGUAAUCAUGUUGUUUUUUUUCUCUCUAUUGAUGGCAGUGUCAAUGUGAUUAAAAAAAACGCUUUUCUUUCCCUAGGUUGCUGACCCUUGCGGCGGGAGUAGCAAUAGGGGGCUUCCUCUGAGUUUGCUGUCAAUGUGAUAGAAAAACGAACAACACUCUGCACUAUGUCAAGCUUCAAAUGGCUGAAUAUUCUCAUUGUGUUUUUCUUUCGCAUUCUUGAUAGCAACUUGGCUACUACGAUGACGUCAGUACAUAUUCAGAAAUCGGAGCGAAAUGACUUGGUGAUACUGAAUUCAACACUGAUCUAUGCCUCUAGUAAUUUGGACUGCUCCAGGAAGUGUCUGCUGUCUUCAUCAUGUUAUUGUUAUUAUUUUAACAUUCAGGAAAAAACAUGUGACAUUGGCAAGUGUAGCAUUGACCAUGUGAAUGUAGUCCCAAAGAAAGAUAUUUACAUUCCUUGUGAGUUCAACAAAGGUUUUCAAUUCGUCACAAUUGGAGGUUCAAGAGAAUGUCUUUCAGUGUCCACAAAGAAAUAUGAUUACAUCAGGGCCAGGGAUGACUGUAGAAGUAAAUCAUCCCAUCUUUACACUAUACAUAACAUAACCAAACUCACCUGGUUGCAACGUACAUUUGGUAACACCUACGUCUGGGUGGGACUCAAUGAUAUCGAUGUGGAGAACACUUUUAGAUGGGAAGACGACAACUCUGUGAUUAGUGGUUCCCUCAAGGGUUCAACAUUCGCUCCAGGCAAGUUGACUUGUUACAAAACUUAUAGCAAUUAACUCUUGUCUGUCUGCUGACUUGUUACAAAACUUAUAGCAAUUAACUCUUGUCUGUCUGCUGACUUGUUACAAAACUUAUAGCAACUAA